AUGGGAAACGCCCGAAAUGACAUCUCAGAAGCCAAGGACAUAGCUAAGUCAAUCCGUGAAUGGCUGGGGUACGAGACCAGAGAGCCUCACAGAAUCAUUGGAGAAAUAGGAAAUGCUAUGAAGGCCUUGGACAAAAAAUUGCAGGAUCUUGCCGACAGCUGCACCAGUGAAACAAUUAAAACAUCGGAAAAGAGAGGACCGACACCGACACUGGAGGAACGACAAAACCUCCUAACGACUAUAGAAACUCUCUCAAGGCAGCUAGACGAACAACGGCGAGAACUCAAAGACAUCAAAGAUCAAACAACGCUCGUCCAAAACAGUAGUGCAAAAGCCAUUGAAAUCUUAACCACACAGUAUCCGUCCCAAUACGAAAGCAACGACAAGCAACAAUGGGAUGUUAUGAAGACUGAUAUUUUGCAGGAAAUUAAAAAUAUAAAAUACACACAAAUGCAAGAAACAGCUGACAGCACCCCCAGUCCCUUAACAAUAAACUUUAGUGAACAUCUACAGCCCAUCACCGAACGUCUCGAAGUAGUUUCGUCGGAACUAAAAACCAUACGUGAGCUUCGGCAGAAAACGCCACCACCGGCGAUAAGCCUUAGUGCGGAGCUUGCGUUGGCAGAAAUGGCCAAGACCACCAAGUCAAUUCCGACGUAUGCUCAAAAAGUGAAAGAGAAGCCUGGCCACCAAGAUGACGGAAGCUCAAAUUUCCUAAAGACAGGCACCCACAGUGUGCACAUCAUCCAAGCAAACCUACAGCGAUCAAAACUAGCGACAACAGAAUUAAUACAAGGAGCAAAGGAAAGGGGAGUUUCAAUAGCCCUCGUACAAGAACCAUAUGUGGGCAGAAGUGGUGAAAUGAAGCUGAUCCCCGGCACAAAAAUCAUCCAGUGCACCCUUAAUCGCCUAAAACCCGUGAAAGCGGCAAUUAUCAUCUUCGAUGACAAAUUGCGGGUCAUACACGACCCGCAAUUGGUGACCGAAACUGAAGUGGCGGUGCUCCUGUGGGCAGGAAAGCUGAGGUUGGGAUUGGUGUCUGUCUACUACGAAGGAGACCAAGACAUAGAGCCCUAUUUGGUACGCACAAAGGUAGCUUGCCAGAAACUCCAAACCGAAAACCUUCUGGUCGGUGGGGAUGUCAAUGCCUGGAGCCACUGGUGGGGAAGCAGUCAUGAAGACCAAAGAGGUGCAGCUUACAACGCCUUCCUAAACGAAAUGGAACUGCACAUUCUCAACACCGGAGACACACCAACAUUCGAGACAUAUAGGCGAAACAAAAAAUACACAAGCGUUGUUGAUGUCACAGCUUGUAGCUUGUCACUGCUAGGCAAAAUAGACGACUGGAGAGUCGAUCGGAGUCUAACAACAUCAGACCAUAAUGCAAUCACUUUUGCUCUGCGCUUGGAUGAGCAACUAACACCACUCGAGUCUAAUACCACGCGCAAAUACAACACCAAAAAGGCAAACUGGGAGGAAUUUAAAACGAUCUUAAAAAUCUCCCUAGCAGAAAAAAAUAUAACACCUGAAACCAUGGACCAGAUUUUCACCCAAGAGGAUCUGGAAACCAAAAUUACUGUCUAUACAGAAGCCAUCUUGGAUGCUUGUGAUAAAUCUAUUCCAAAAAUUGGCAUAUGGAAGACUAAUAGUAGGCCUCCUUGGUGGUCCAAAACUCUAGAAAACCUAAAAAGGGAUGUCCUGCGAAAGAAGAGGCGAAUCAGAAAUGCCGCCCCCAUCAGAAUGGCAUCAGUUAUAAAUGAAUAUUGUAAAGCUAAACAAGAAUAUGUGGAAAAGACCAUUGAAGCACAAACAAGUAGCUGGAAAGAGUUCUGCUCGACACAAGAAAAGGAAAGCCUGUGGGAUGGAAUAUAUAGAGUAAUAAGAAAAACUGCCAGAAGACAAGAAGAUAUGCUACUCAGAAGUGUCGAAGGCGACACCCUAAAUCCGGAGGAAUCGGCAAAACUUUUGGCAAGCACCUUUUAUCCAGAAGACUCUAUUGCAACUGACAAAUCCUACCACAUGCAAAUCCGAAGACUGGUUCAAGACAAAAGACCGGAGGACAUAGAAGACCUCUCUGAUGAUGAUCCACCCUUCACACCGGCCGAACUGGAGACAGUGCUGAAAGCAUUGAACCCAAAAAAAGCUCCGGGUCAAGAUGGCUUAACUUCAGACAUUUGUACUGUAGCCAUUCAAAGCGAAAAGGAGGUAUUCUUGGCGUUGGCAAAUAAAUGUCUAUCGUUAGCAUACUUUCCCAAGCAAUGGAAAAAAGCACACGUCAUAAUUCUCCGUAAACCUGGAAAAGAGGACUACACUCACCCAAAGUCCUACAGGCCCAUAGGCCUACUACCAGUCCUGGGGAAAAUAGUCGAAAAACUUAUGGCGGGUCGCUUGCAAUGGUACACCAUACCCAUGUUAAAUCCGAACCAAUAUGGCUUCAUGCCACAGCGCGGAACCGAAGAUGCCCUCUACGACUUAAUGGACCAUGUAAGAUCAGAACUCCACAACAAAAAGAUGGUGCUUAUCAUCUCUUUGGAUAUAGAGGGAGCCUUCGACAACGCAUGGUGGCCAGCACUCAAGCACCAGCUCAUAAAAAAGAGGUGCCCAAGAAAUAUCUACGCAAUGAUAAACUCGUACCUUAGUGACCGUAAGAUCGUGGUAAACUAUGCCAGAACAACAAGCGAGAGGAACACCACAAAAGGUUGUGUGCAAGGGUCUAUCGGAGGACCAACCUUUUGGAACAUCAUUUUAGAUCCCUUGUUGCAAAAACUAACAGAUGAAGGAGUAUAUUGCCAGGCAUUUGCAGACGACGGAGUCCUAGUAUUCUCCGACCACACGGUCAAUACCAUGGAGGAAUCAGCCAACGCAAUUCUGCAGAAAGUAGUCAAAUGGGGAGAGGAAAACAAAUUAACUUUCGCAGCACACAAGACUAACGCGAUGCUUCUGACAAAGAAACUUAAAUUCAAUCUCCCAAAACUCUACAUGUCAGGAAAUAUACUGCAACUGGUUGAUCAGAUAAAACUCCUGGGAAUUAUAAUAGACCGGAAACUCACAUUCAAACCACAUGUGACCGCCGUCUGUAAAAAAGCUGCGGAAAUUUAUAAACAGCUAGCGUGCGCCGCAAAAGUAACAUGGGGCUUAAAUGGAGAAAUAACAAGGACAAUAUAUGUCGCGGUCAUAGAGCCGAUUGUGUUGUACGCUUCAAGCGUAUGGGCUCCAGUGACAGAGUUGCAAAUGAUUCGCGAUCAACUGGACAGUCUUCAAAGAGGAUUUGCACAAAAAAUCUGCAGAGCGUACCGCACAGUAUCGCUCACGGCGUCUCUGGUACUCUCUGGUCUAUUACCAUUGGACCUGAGAGUCCAGGAAGCUGCAAGUUUGUACAAAGCAAAAAAAGGUAUCUCAACAGACUAUUUACCACCUGGAAGGAGACUGGAGAAGAGAGUGAGCUAUUUGGAUCAUCCACACCCCUCGAAACUCAUAACAACAGAGUACGAGCUCCUAGAGGGCGCGGAUCUCGAAUCUUUAGACUCCCGCCGGAUUACUGGCCCCCAAAUUUAUACAGACGGCAGUAAGAUAGAGGGAAAAGUUGGAGCUGCUCUAACUUGGUGGGAGGAAGGUAAUGAAAUCCAUUACUCGACUUUCAGCUUAGCCCCUUCGUGCACCGUGUUUCAAUCAGAACUAUAUGCACUUUACAGGGCGGUUCAAUUGGCAAAAAAUAGCAGGGAAAAAUCCGUAAACAUUAUGAGCGAUUCUAGGUCCUCACUCGACCUGUUGGAAAACCCUAAACUUAUCCAUCCUCUGACGAAGCAUAUAAAAGAGUGCAUAGAAGACAUCCGGUCACAGGGGAGACGAGUGCGGUUUUUCUGGCUACGAGCGCACGUGGGGACUGCCGGAAACGAACGCGCUGAUGAGCUAGCGAAAACCGCGGCCCAACAAGCAACAACUGUCCCAGACUAUGCAGAAGUCCCGUUGUCUUAUGUCAAAAGAAAGAUCAGAGAAGAGUCUGUACGGAAAUGGCAGGAUAGGUACAACGCCUCCAGUACAGGGCAAGUCACCAAAACGUUUUUCCCCGAUGUAGACAAAGCUUACCGCAUCGUGAGGAAAGCAAAACUGACACACUAUCAAGUGCAAAUCAUUACAGGACACGGCGGAAUAGCUGAGUACUUACAUCGGUUCAAGUUGAAAAACAGUCCCGGCUGUGAGUGCAACCCAAAUAUCAGUGAGUCUGUGUGGCACAUCAUCCUGGACUGCCCACGAUUCCAGAUGGCCAGAAUGGACCUUGAAUUUAGGGACAAGAUCCUGGACAGGCUUAAGGCUGUGUCCAUAACCUUGGAGGAAGGCGGCACUCUUGGGCAUUGGCAGUUACCAAAAAUAACAUGGGUCAAUGGCGUACCCGGAUGUGGAAAAACAUCUUGGGUUAUUAAUAGUUUUGAGGCGGAAAAAGAUAUCAUAAUAACAACAACAACUGUAGCUGCUAGCGACCUGAGGAACAGGCUAGCAUCACGUGUAGGAGCCGACGCAGCAAGGAAGGUGCGGACAAUGGCCUCAAUCUUGGUAAAUGGCAUAACGGCGUCUGAGAAAUACACCCGUCUCUUAAUUGACGAAGCGCUUAUGAACCAUUUUGGGGCCAUAGUAAUGGCAGUACAAAUCACGGGUGCAAGUGAAAUUCUUCUUAUAGGCGACAACAACCAGCUGCCGUAUAUCGACCGGCACGAUCUGUUUCGACUUCACUAUACUCGUCCAAAUCUAGUGGCUAAUAUCAACCACGAAUGGCUCUGCACGCACAGAAACCCAUUGGAUGUAGCGUAUGCACUAAAUGAGAUCUACGAGGGCAUUUACUCAUCCAAUACUAGGCUGCGAUCCCUGGAGCUGAAGAGGUACACGGGUUCACAGAUUCCAAAGUCCCUUGAAAAUACGUUAUAUCUGGGACACACCCAGGCUGAAAAGGAAAGUCUCAUCAGCCAGGGCUACGGAAAAGGGAAGGGUUCGCGAACUCUUACCAUACAUGAAGCUCAGGGCCUCGUGAGCGAGACGGUGGUAAUUGUGCGAUCAACCAGAGAGAAACAACGCCUAUACAACAGUAUUCCCCAUGCAGUGGUGGCAAUCUCACGUCAUACGAGCCAUUGUACCUACUUUACAGAUUGGUGUGAGGAAGAUGCAGUUGCCCGUUUUAUUUUACGCGCCGAGUCUGCCACCACAAGCAGAAUUAGGGAUUAUAACAUCAAAACGGCAAUACAUCAUCGAGACUUAAAGGUUGCGAACAACAUUAUGAACGUGGUCCGAGACGAAGUGGCGUAA
Parnassius mnemosyne (clouded apollo) is the source of this 5295-nucleotide messenger RNA. The record is from the annotation of a GenBank genome assembly. NCBI's taxonomy places the organism in Eukaryota, Metazoa, Arthropoda, Insecta, Lepidoptera, Papilionidae.